UGAUGGCACUACAGGUAUCACAACAGAUUCAAACAUUAACCAGCGCAGUGUAUUAACUGUGUAGUGUCGUGAACAUUCCAAAUAUUUAAAACACCUUUCAAAAUGAAGUUCGCAAUGUUCGUUGCUUCGCUAAGUGCAGCCCUGGCUCUGUUCGGAACUCACGCAGCAGUCGUCCCGGUAGCACCGGCCGUGGCUGUGAGCACCAACUACGAUCCACUGCCACAGUAUACCUAUGCGUACAACGUGCAAGACGCUCUGACGGGCGAUAGCAAAAGCCAACAAGAAACUCGUGAUGGCGAUAUUGUACGAGGCUCGUACUCACUGGUCGAACCAGACGGCACUCUACGCACGGUGAUUUAUACGGCCGAUCCUGUCAAUGGAUUCAACGCGGUAGUCCAGCGUGGUCCACUUGUACCGGUGGCUGCUGGUCCAGCCGUUCUUGCACCCGCUCCUGUAGCGCGAGUGUUAGGAUAACUGUCCAGUUAGUACGUUGAAUUUAUCCGACAAUAGGGCGGAUGUCUAAUCUAGAAUAAUUUAGCACGAAUCACCUUAACCAUCAAAAUGUUGUGUUGUGUUGUAUAGACUGAAAUAAAAUAAUAUAGAAAUUGUUAUCAUCAGCAAACUCUUGGCCACUUGUAUGCUUGCACAUGAGUUACGAAAUUAUUCAUCAAACCAGCUUUACUUUUCACCAGAG
This is a messenger RNA of Anopheles funestus (African malaria mosquito), 694 nucleotides long. Its product is annotated as cuticle protein 21-like. Lineage: Eukaryota; Metazoa; Arthropoda; Insecta; Diptera; Culicidae. Bases 103 to 474 code for a protein of 123 amino acids. Gene Ontology annotation, cellular component: extracellular matrix. The transcript is spliced from 3 exons. The record is from RefSeq and is a predicted model, not a curated record.